GAAAUUAGAUUACUAAAAUAUUAAAAAUGAUCUAGAAAAAAAUAAAGACACAGAGAAAGUAUUAGAUUUAGUAAGUAAAAAAUAUUUAAUAGAAAAUGUAAUAUAAACUGAUAUAAAAGAUUAAUUAAUUUACAUUAUUUUGGAAUUUCUUAUAUUAAUGGAAUAAAAGUAGACAGAAAUAUUAAAUUACGAUAAUAAUAAAGUGAGAUAUUUAGGUAUAUUUUCAUCAAAUAAAACUGAUGAGAAAAUAUUAAAGAAAAGCUUAUAAAUAUAGGACUUAAUAUAAAAAAUAAAAUUAUGUUUAUGUAAAUAAAAAUUUGCGAUUUCUAAUUAAGAAUAUAUAAACGAAUAUGAUUAAAAAAAAGAGAUUUUUAAAAAAAUUAAAGAGAUUUAAUUCUAGUAAAAAAUUGUAUUUUAAUUUCCUAAUUUUUCUUUCGAAAACAAAGAAAUAUUCCAAACUGAAAAUUUUUAAAUAUAAUAAUUAGAAAAUAGCCGAAUAGCCUUUAUUUUAGGCGAAUAUAAUAUAUAUAAAGGACUCCCUACAUAAGCUCGAGAAGAAAAACUAAGAAAAUUUAUAUAUGAAGAGUUUAAAAGUUCAUUUGAUGAAUACAAUUUUUAUAUUUUAAGUUUUAAAGCUUUCCCACUUAUAGAUCCUAUGAUAAAUUAUGAAACUUAAAGUUUCGAAAAAUUGUCUUUUAUUAAAAAUCAUUUGCUUAUAGUUAAAAAAAAUAUAGAUUGGGAAUAACAUAAUUGGAUGAAUUAGGUUAUUUUUUAUGAUAUAGGAAGAAGUUUGUUUAAAAACAGAUUUUAAAAUAAAGAAGGCUAUGAGACAAUAAAAAAAAUAUCUAGAAAUCAUUGCAAUUUUAGAAUUAAUAUUUAAAAAGAUAAAAUUUAAUAUGUUUUAUAUAAUUAAAGUUUGAAUAAUAUUUAAAUUGAAAGAGGAUAUUGUAUUCAUAAAAAUAUUCUAAAUCUUUAAUUUUAAUAAUUUAUAGG
This is a messenger RNA of Ichthyophthirius multifiliis, 993 nucleotides long. RefSeq lists its product as hypothetical. The record is from RefSeq and is a predicted model, not a curated record. The transcript has a single exon. Lineage: Eukaryota; Ciliophora; Oligohymenophorea; Hymenostomatida.